Molecule: messenger RNA, 1087 nt
Organism: Silurus meridionalis
Lineage: Eukaryota; Metazoa; Chordata; Actinopteri; Siluriformes; Siluridae
Gene: havcr1
Product: hepatitis A virus cellular receptor 1
Exons: 7
Coding region: 83-880 (265 amino acids)
Source: RefSeq, a predicted model, not a curated record
GUCAGGCAGGAAGUCACAUGCAGGUUUGUUUAAAUGUGAGAGCCUCAAAAAAAAGGAGAGAAGUUAGAGCGAAACUUUCACCAUGAUUCGGCUUGAUACACAGAGCUCCACUAUCUGGCUCCUUCUUUGUCUUACAGUCUGUCCAUGCAGGAGCAUUACUGUUACUGGUUUCAGUGGUGGGAAAGUCACUCUGCCCUGCAAGUAUAACAUGAAAUAUCAUGGGCAAUGUGAUAUAUGUUGGAUGAGGGGAGAAAUUCCAUUAUCAGGGUGUGGGACAGAAAUCAUUGCCACCGACGGAGAUAAAGUGGUGAGGAGCACAUCGCAGAAAUAUCAGCUAAACGGAGAGUUACAGAGAGGAGAUGCAUCUUUGACAAUACACAACACUACACAUGAAGACUCUGGGAAAUACGGCUGCCGCGUACACGUGCCUGGAUGGUUCAAUGAUGAAAAGAUUGUAAUCGACGUAGUCAUUAUGAAAGGACCCACCUCUGAAGUGUAUUCUUUAUUACCAAAUACCCCCAAGCCAGUAACAAGGGAUCCAUGGGAGACUGAACCUACACACGUAGCUAACAGCACAACUUACAACUUUAACACCUCAAAUCCAAAAAGCGAACAAUCUGGGAAGGAAACAACAAAUAAGGCAGUUCCUUUAACUGUCAUACCAAUCCUGCUAAUUUUACUCAUUAUCGGAGCUGCUAUUUAUCUGAUAUGGUUGAAAAAAAGGAGAACCAGGGAAUCUGUCGAAAUAGACCAGAACUCAAACAGAGAAGCCAUCUACAACAACUCAGAAGUGAGCCUGGGUCUGAACAGCAGGUCAAUGGCUAUGGAAAACAUCUACCAGAUAGACACUGAGAAUGCAUAUGAACAAUGGUCAAGAUAACAAGGAGUAACAUCCUGUAUAAACAGUGUUGGACUGUUUUUUAUGUUGUUUUUUUCCAUUUCUUCCAUCAUUUCAGAUGAUUUUUAAAUAUUUUGGUGAUUUUUUUUUCUUUUCAGUUGAAUCAUGUUCUUCAGUCUACAGAUAUUCACAUAUGGACUGUAGUGCAAUUUGUAAAUGUACCAGUUGUAAAAUAUAUAUAUAUAUAUA